UUCUGCCAGAGUAAGCGGUCCCGUUUCCGACCGGUUUAUUUUCGCUCCUCCCGCGUCGGCUGGUUUCUUUCUGGAUUCAACUGCAAUGGCGGAGCAGCAGCAGUUCUACCUCUUACUGGGGAACCUGAUGAGCCCUGAUAACAAUGUCAGGAAGCAGUCAGAGGAAACAUAUGAUGCCAUUCCUGGAUCAACAAAAAUCACGUUCUUGCUGCAGGCCAUCCGUGAUGCUUCAGCUGCUGAAGAUGUUAGGCAGAUGGCAGCUGUCCUGCUGCGACGAUUGCUGUCCUCAGCAUUUGAAGAGGUCUACCCAGGCUUGACUAUAGAUGUUCAGAUGGCCAUCAAAACAGAGCUGCUUGCCAGCAUCCAAAUGGAUAGUUCUUCCAGUAUUCGUAAGAAGGUCUGCGACGUAGCUGCUGAGCUGGCCCGCAACCUACUUGAUGAUGAUGGAAACAACCAGUGGCCAGAAAUUCUCAAGUUCCUGUUUGAAUCUGUUAACUCACAGAAUGUUGCUCUACGAGAAGCUGCACUGCAUAUUUUCUGGAAUUUUCCUGGUAUAUUUGGCAACCAGCAGCAACAUUAUAUGGAGGUUAUUAAGCGCAUGUUGGUGCAGUGUAUGCAAGAUCAGGAGAACCCACAGAUUCGCACCCUGGCAGCACGUGCAACUGCCUCCUUUAUUCUGUCUAAUGAGAGCAACACUGCGCUACUUAAACAUUUCUCUGACCUUCUGCCUGGCAUACUACAGGCUGUUAAUGAAUCCUGUUACCAAGGAGAUGAUGCUGUGUUGAAGUCUCUUGUAGAAAUCGCUGACACUGCCCCUAAAUACUUGAGGCCAAAUCUGGAGGCCACCCUUCAACUCUGUCUGAAACUGUGUGCAGAUACCAAUUUGACAAAUAUGCAGAGGCAGCUGGCUCUGGAAGUUAUUGUCACUCUGUCUGAGACUGCUGCUGCCAUGCUGAGGAAACACACUGCCAUUGUGGCUCAAAGUGUUCCUCAGAUGUUGUCCAUGAUGGUGGACUUGGAAGAAGAUGAGGAUUGGGCAUUGGCAGAUGAACUGGAGGAUGAUGAUUUUGACAGUAAUGCAGUGGCAGGUGAGAGUGCUUUGGACAGAAUUGCCUGUGGCCUUGGAGGAAAAAUUGUGCUCCCCAUGAUUAAACAGCACAUCAUGCAGAUGCUACAAAACUCUGAUUGGAGAUACAGACAUGCUGGUCUAAUGGCAUUGUCUGCCAUUGGUGAGGGCUGCCAUCAGCAGAUGGAGACCAUUUUGAAUGAAAUUGUCAGUUUUGUUCUGCUUUUCUGCCAGGAUCCUCAUCCCAGAGUUCGAUAUGCUGCCUGCAAUGCUAUUGGUCAGAUGGCCACAGAUUUUGCUCCUACCUUUCAAAAAAAAUUCCAUGACAAGGUUAUUUCUGCCCUGCUACAGACCAUGGAAGAUCAGUCUAACCCACGUGUUCAGGCCCAUGCUGCUGCAGCUCUAAUUAACUUCACAGAGGACUGCCCCAAAGCUCUCCUCAUUCCAUACUUGGACAAUCUGGUUCAGCACCUCCAUGUUAUUAUGGUUGCCAAACUCCAGGAGCUGAUUCAGAAGGGCACCAAGCUGGUGCUGGAGCAGGUCGUGACCUCUAUUGCAUCUGUGGCCGACACAGCAGAGGAGAAAUUUGUUCCUUACUAUGACCUUUUCAUGCCCUCCCUUAAACACAUUGUAGAGAAUGCUGUACAGAAGGAGCUUCGUCUGCUCAGAGGGAAGACCAUAGAGUGCAUCAGCCUGAUUGGGCUGGCUGUGGGCAAAGAGAAGUUCAUACCUGACGCCUCAGCAGUAAUGCAGUUGCUUCUCAAAACACAGACUGACUUCAAUGACCUGGAGGAUGAUGACCCACAGAUCUCUUACAUGAUCUCAGCAUGGGCCAGGAUGUGUAAGAUCUUGGGGAAAGAGUUCCAGCAGUACCUGCCUGUGGUUAUGGGCCCACUUAUGAAAACAGCAUCAAUCAAGCCUGAAGUAGCCCUUUUGGACACUCAGGACAUGGAAAAUAUGUCUGAAGAUGAUGGUUGGGAGUUUGUGAAUCUGGGAGACCAACAAAGCUUUGGAAUAAAGACUGCUGGAUUAGAAGAAAAGGCUACAGCUUGUCAGAUGCUGGUCUGUUAUGCUAAGGAGCUGAAGGAAGGUUUUGUGGAGUAUACAGAGCAGGUCGUUAAGCUGAUGGUCCCUUUGCUGAAAUUUUACUUCCAUGAUGGUGUUCGAGUUGCUGCUGCUGAGUCCAUGCCUCUGUUGUUGGAAUGUGCUCGUGUGAGAGGCCCAGAGUACCUCACUCAGAUGUGGCAUUUCAUGUGUGAUGCUCUCAUUAAGGCUAUUGGCACUGAACCUGACUCAGACGUGCUGUCAGAAAUCAUGCACUCCUUUGCUAAGUGCAUUGAGUUAAUGGGAGAUGGCUGUCUAAACAAUGAGCACUUUGAGGAGUUGGGAGGCAUUCUGAAAGGGAAGCUGGAGGAGCACUUUAAAAAUCAGGAACUCAGGCAAGCCAAAAGACAGGAUGAAGAUUAUGAUGAGCAAGUUGAAGAAACGUUACAAGAUGAGGAUGAGAAUGAUGUGUACAUUCUUACCAAGGUGUCAGACAUUUUACAUGCAGUAUUCAGCAGUUACAAGGAGAAGAUUCUUCCAUGGUUUGAGCAGCUUCUGCAACUUAUAGUCAAUCUUAUAUGCCCACACAGACCCUGGGCAGACAGGCAAUGGGGUUUGUGCAUUUUUGAUGAUGUGAUUGAGCACUGCAGUCCCUCUUCAUUCAAGUAUGCAGAGUACUUCUUGAGACCGAUGAUUCAGUCUCUUUGUGACACCAGCCCCGAGGUGCGGCAGGCAGCUGCAUAUGGCAUCGGAGUCAUGGCCCAGUUUGGAGGAGAGAACUACAGGCCAUUCUGUACGGAAGCAAUUCCCCUCCUGAUUAGUGUGAUCCAAGCUGCAGAUUCCAGAGCAAAAGAGAAUGUUAAUGCAACCGAGAACUGCAUCUCUGCUGUUGGCAAGAUCAUGAGAUAUCGACCAGAAUGCAUUAACGUCAACGAGGUCCUUCCUCAUUGGGUCUCAUGGUUACCACUCAAUGAAGACAAAGAAGAGGCCGUACACACAUUUAAUUAUCUGUGUGACCUUAUUGAAAGCAACAAUCCUGUCGUUCUCGGACCUGACAAUACAAACCUUCCUAAGAUUUUUGUCAUCAUUGCUGAGGGGGUUGCUAAUGAAUCAAUCAAAAGUGACGAUGAUUGCAGCAAGAGACUGGCGAACGUCAUCCGCCAAGUACAAGUUUCUGGAGGUCUUUGGACGCAGUGUGUAUCAGCCCUUAAUGAAAUUCACCAAAAGGCCAUUCAGGAUCUCCUCAAUGCAGCAUGAGUGAAGCUUUAUCCCUUGAAACCUGUCUACUCAACCAUCUUAUGAAAGAACUCUCAUUUGGAAGUCCUGUUUAGAACCCUACCCCAUACCACUUUGCUUGAAGAACUGUAGCAUGACUUGAUUAUAGAACUGGGUUCAGACCCUUCCCCCACCCACGCCUAUGGGCCUAUUGUCCAGCUUCCGAAAAAAAAAUCUUCAAAGAGGAAUCCUUCGGCUCAUCUGAGAGAACAUGGGAAAAGUGAGGUCAGCAGUCGUUGCCAUUAGAUGUUAUUUCCAAUAUAGGAACUAUAGUUCUCUGUUUGAGGUAGCUCAGUCAUGUUAUCACAGCCUAAUGUCUGUUAAUCUAAUACAGAGAUUAUUUGAUAUCUCUCUCUGAAACAAGCUUGCUUGUUGCACCUGGGUGACUCAAUAGUCAAUGACAGUAGUGUUGUUUUUGUGUUUUUUUUUGUUUUUUUUUUUUUUUUUUUAAUUUUUUUUUUUUCCCCCUUUUUGUUGUUCAAUUUUCUUUAAUAUGGAUUGCAAUGGAUAGAAGUGAGGGGUGGCAUCUGUUUGCUCCACUAUGCAGAUGUGUCCUAACAAUAUGUCCUGUCACUAGUCCACUCACUCCAUGGUAUAAAAAUAAAACAUUAUAGAUAAGGCAUGAUUGUAAAGUGAUUUUUAUUUUCAAGUCUAAUAUGCACUAAUUCAGCCUUCAACAUAAGCAUUUCACAGAACCUGAUCACUAUAAAAUUUUGCCCAUAACCCUAUAUAUGAAUAUAACAUUGACUUUUUCUGAUUUAUACACCACAUCAAAUUGAUCCAAUAAUGCAGCUUUUUUUUCUAGUUACCUACAAUAUAAUCAGAAGUUACAGACAUGACUUUUAGUGUGGCAAGUUAAUGCAAAAGAGUGUGUGUGGUUAAAAUAAUUCCAGUUUUAGACGCUGGUCAUGUACUAAUGUAAAUUUUUGUGACUUUUUUUUAUUAAUUCUUUAUUUCUCAUAAUGAACUAGCUGUUAGUUAUUGUGCUUUUAAGACAUGUAAAUGACCGUAGCCAGCCUUCGUUCAAAAAGCUGUUUUGUUUAAAAAAAAAAAAAAAAAAAAAGCGUUCCAUGACGAAAUUGUAUAAUUAGGACUCUGGGUAGUUUAAAUUUAUGUGGAUUAUUGAUGAAUAAGUAAAAUUGGGCCAUCACACAGACGGGACAUGUAAAGGGUAGCUGGGCUCCAUACAGAAGUAUUGGUUUUUCUUAACCUCAUGAACAAGACUGUUUUUGUAUGGGAGGCAUAUCCGGCUCAAAAUUAAAACAUGUUAAUGCAAACCUCUUUUUGUUGUUUAUUUUUCCGAACUUCUGUGCAAAUAUCCUGCCAAAUUUGAAAGUUAAUAAAAAUAAAUAAAAAAAUAAAACUGCUGUUUUCCAUUUUAGAACAAUGAAUUAAAUAAAAUGACAAAGAACGCAAGUGCCACCUGCUGGUGAUUUUUACUUUUCGUUUCCCACAUUGCUUUUCAUUUUCAAGUUAACCAAUAUACAAAUGUGUUUUAUUUUAGUCACAAAUGACGACUCGUGCUCAUGUAAAAAAAAAAAAAAAAUUAAAUAGCAAAUGGGUAUUUGAUUUUCAAUUUUGGCAGGAUAUUUGUGCUAAUGGUUGGGGGGAAAAUUAAUGGCAAAAAAAUUUGCUUUUUUUUUUUUUUUACAUUUUGUUGUAAUUUUAGGUUUGUUUUUUUUGGCUGGAUUUGCCUCCCAUAGUUUUUGUGGAUUAAUUUCCAUAUGGAGACAGUAUGGUAAAUAACAUUGUACAUUUUUAACUGCUAUUAGAACAAAUUCGUAUUUAAAAAUGAGACAAAUGAUGAAACAUCAACACUUUUUUCCUUUAAAAUACCUUAGUGUCUUGGUAAGGUAUUGGGCCACCAUGACAUGUAUAAUCUUUGCCGAGCUGCAGUGAAGCUGUUUGGACAAGUCUGUACUGGCGUAAUGCAACACCAAUACAAUUGUGGCAAUAUUAAAAAUUGGAAACAGGCCCAGAAUCAUGCUGGUGCAAACAGUGAUGAGUCUAUAGCCUUUUGAAGGCAUCAGUUUCAUGCUCCAUGAAACAAUUCAGGGACCCCUUGUGGGUCCAAUGGAUGAGGGUAUUGUAAUCUUGGAGGAGGGCACUCAUCAAGAUUUAAAUGUUCCAGCACAUCAAAAAAAAAAUAUAUUCAUUUGCAAUGACUUUUAUGUGUUAAUUGCCUGGUUUAGUAUGUAUUUCUGUGAGUAGCAUAAGUACCAAACUGUAAUAUACACUUUUACCCAUUUGUGUACCACAUGAUGAUGGAUGACCCCUCUGAUAUUACUUCCCUCUGAUCUCAAAAUUACUAUAGACCAGUGCCUACAGUUGUGAUCAAAUUUAUUCAACCCCCAAUGCUGUGAAGGGUUUUAUGGAAUUCAGUGCACAUUUGUAAUUGCGUUCAUAAUUAAAUCUUACAAGGACUUGUUAAAGAACUAAAUGCAACUGAAAUAGCAUCAAUUGUUUUUGUCAUAAAGUAUUAAAUGGCCUUUUUGUGA
Pygocentrus nattereri (red-bellied piranha) is the source of this 5883-nucleotide messenger RNA. It is a transcript of the gene ipo5, whose product is annotated as karyopherin (importin) beta 3. The transcript has 26 exons. The coding region runs from base 86 to 3367 and encodes 1093 amino acids. Gene Ontology annotation, biological process: protein import into nucleus. Lineage: Eukaryota; Metazoa; Chordata; Actinopteri; Characiformes; Serrasalmidae. Gene Ontology annotation, molecular function: nuclear import signal receptor activity; protein binding. The record is from RefSeq and is a predicted model, not a curated record. Gene Ontology annotation, cellular component: cytoplasm; nucleus.